Messenger RNA from Medioppia subpectinata, 1603 nucleotides. The record is from the annotation of a GenBank genome assembly. NCBI's taxonomy places the organism in Eukaryota, Metazoa, Arthropoda, Arachnida, Sarcoptiformes, Oppiidae.
UUGACAGCUAAUUUCGCAAAACCAGAUAAUAAGCCGGCAAUCGGUGGCAAUGAUAGGGCCAAACCUAUAGGAGGAGAGCGUGAAUAUUACAUUCCUUCGUAUAAUAGCCCACAACUCAUACCACAGCCGACACAACAACAAAGACAACCACAAGAAUUCAUUUAUCCAAACAAUUUUCGGAAUGCAUAUCAAUAUAAAUACACUAACAAUAGAGUACCAGAUGUUGUGAACCACAGACAAUGGCCGGCGCCGGGCGUCACAAUAGGCCGCAGUCAACAGGCGUUACAACCAAACGAUCGGUACGAUAGUCGCGAUUCCUAUGAAUCAAACAGAGGUCAAGCGGUCGACAAUAGUCUCGCAGAUAAUUAUCGUCAUAACGAUUACGAGACGAAAAGACCGCCAAAAUAUCAUUUAGGACCGAAUGACGACAAACACGACACCAAUAGACAAAAAUCCGCUCUUAAGGCAACACAAUUCAGAGGGAACUCAAGGGUUCGAGACUUUAGCGAAGAACAGGAACGGCUCGCCAGACCCCUCAUGACCGGCAACGAUGAAGAAUACAGAGAUAGUAGUAAUAAUAAUGACAAUAACGACAUUAAAUUGAGUGAUUUGCUGAUCCAACCUGUGAUGAGGCGAAAGUCGGCCGCAAAUACUGAUAAUCAGAUGCACACCUCAGCGUUACAGUCUUCAGAGCACCGGAAUAUUCCCAUCCCAUUAGCCAUUCAACAGAAUGUUGACGAUUCUUCAAACGGAUCCUUAAGUGAUAUCUAUUUUGUCGCAAUAGUCGCCUGUGUCAGCGCCGUUGCCAUCAUCGGGACGAUUGGGGCCGGCAUUUGCGUCUACAAAGUCCAACAAAGUAACAAAGCGGCCGCCGAUGUUGACUAUCCGGCCUAUGGUGUGGUCGGACCCAUCAGUAAAGAGGCCAACGCUAGCGGCGGCGGAAGUCUGUCGCCCAGUGGGGACCGAAAGUUGGCACAGAGUGCACAGAUGUAUCACUACCACCACCAGAAACAACAGAUGAUCGCAUCGGAAAAAGCCGUCACUCCUCGCCGUAACUCCGCUUCGGACGUGGAGUCGGACGAAGAGAACGAAGAGGGAGAGUAUACGGUGUAUGAGUGUCCAGGACUGGCGCCCACCGGCGAAAUGGAGGUCAAGAAUCCUCUGUUUCACGACGACAUCACUCCCGUGUCGUCUUCACCCCAAACCACAAAUACAAAGGAAAAAGAAUGAGAGAUAAAACUAAUCCAUUUAUGGACACAACUUAUUACUGAUUACAAGCAAAACAUAACAUUCCUGUUAAUCACAAUCAAAUAUAACACACUGUAAUCUGAAAUGAAUACUACCCGACAAUACAACCCUUCGAUGUCUAUUAAUUGGAUUUAUGCGACAAAAACUAAUCAUUUUUUGCCCCGAAAUUUAUAUCAAACAAAAAUUGACGACAAAAUAAUAUAGUUUUAUUCAAACAAAAUAAAUGAUUACAAAAUUUUUAUAAAUUGUACAAAAAAUCACUUUUUUGGACAAAAGGACCCACACAUUGGAUAAGACUUAAUGAGUUAAAUAUAAAUAUAUAAAUUAAUUUUAAUUUCGUUCGGUGUUGUAUUCA